AUGGUCGACAAUGACAGUAGCCGGGUUACGGACGAUAUCACACCCUCCGCUGUGCCAAUCGUACCGAACAUCAGCUCGAAUCGGUUACACGUCAUUAUCGCUGGACUAUGGCUGUGUCUUUUCUUAUCUGCCUUGGACACUACCAUCGUCACGACCGCGCUCAUCAAAAUUUCGAGUGAUUAUGGCGCUCUGGAGCAGGCGGCAUGGCUAAUUACCGCGUAUCUACUUACGUAUAACUCGUUCUUGAUGAUCACAGCAAAGCUGAGCGACAUUUGGGGCCUCAAGAGUCUCCUCUUACUUUGCGCGUCAAUCUUCCUGGUAUUCUCCAUGGCUUGUGGCGGAGCGCAGACGAUGACUCAACUAAUCGUGUUCCGCGCCUUCCAAGGCAUUGGAGGAUCUGGCCUCUACAGCUUGACAUUCGUCGCCAUCAUGAAGAUGAUUGUACCUGAGAAGAUUGGCUUCUACUCUGGUAUUGUCAGCUCGGUAUUCGCUCUGGCAAACCUGCUAGGGCCUCUACUCGGUGGAAUCAUCGCUGAUCGGACAACUUGGAGAUGGAUAUUCUUCAUGAAUGGCCCCGUAAUCGGUGUCGCAAUGGCAAUGUUAUUCUUCUCGAUGCCUGCAAUCGACGACGGUAGAACGAAUCUGCAACGCAUACGCCAUUUGGACAUCUAUGGUGGCAUCUUGUCUGUCUGCUGGCCUAUACCUCUCAUCUACGCCCUUCAGGAAGCCGGUGUGUCGCAUGCCUGGGGCAGUGGUGUUAUCAUCGGACCACUUGUAGCUGGAAUCGCUCUCCUGGUACUCUUUGGGUUGUAUGAGUAUUGGAUAUCGUCCAGAUCGCAGACAGCCCCCAUCUUUCCUGUACAAUUUCUCCGGAAUGCACCCAUGGCGUGGACUUUAUUGAGUCAGUUUCUCUUAGGAUUCGCCUUUUACGUUGUCUUCGUCCAGCUGCCACAACGCUUUCAGGGAGUGAACUUUACAAGCGCGGAGCGUGCCGGUAUCCUUCUGCUUCCUGCUACCGUUGUGACUCCGAUUGGUGCUAUGGCGUCUGGAUUAGCAGUGAAGAAGGCACCAGUUGAGAUUGUCUUGAUUGGCUCGACCGCGAUCGUAUGCGUUGGUAUUGGACUUCUUAGUAGUUUGCCGACCUACUCUCAUCUGUGGCCUGGACUGUACGGUUACGAAAUUAUUACUGGUCUUGCUUUGGGUCUUGCAAGUCCGCCAUAUUUCGUGCUUGUCGCUACCUCAAUUCCAGAAAAGGACAUCGCUGUCGGUACCGGAGCGCUCAACAUGGUGCGGACGCUUGGCGGAUGUGUCGCCGUCGCCAUCUGCUCUGCAAUCCAUCGCGAGCACUUGAACACAGGGUUGUCCAGUUUUUUGAGUCGCGAGGAAGUCAGGGAAAUGCAAAGUUCGACAUCGUUGAUUGCGCACUUACCGGAUGCGGCGAGGGAUCGUGUUGGUGUUGUCCUUGGUAACAGCUACAAUAGGCAGUUCCAAGUCAUGCUGGCGUUCACAGGACUCAAUGUCAUCGUCGCUGUCAUUUUAGCCAUCGUCAGAAAGCGAUCCGGGCUAUUCGGCCUCAUACCUGAAAGGAAAGAAGGGAACGAGUAUGUGGAGGCUAAAAUCGACCAGAGCGGGCCUGCAUCGAGUGGAGCGCUGGCUCAAGAUACUUGUGAGAAACAGGCUUCUGAAAUCGCGGCUCCACACAGACCGAAUGAUAACGCGGGCGCGUGCCUUGGAAAACGAUCAUGA
Messenger RNA from Alternaria metachromatica, 1746 nucleotides. RefSeq lists its product as uncharacterized. Gene Ontology annotation, biological process: transmembrane transport. Lineage: Eukaryota; Fungi; Ascomycota; Dothideomycetes; Pleosporales; Pleosporaceae. The transcript is spliced from 5 exons. The coding region runs from base 1 to 1746 and encodes 581 amino acids. Gene Ontology annotation, molecular function: transmembrane transporter activity. The record is from RefSeq and is a predicted model, not a curated record.